Durusdinium trenchii is the source of this 1134-nucleotide messenger RNA. Lineage: Eukaryota; Dinophyceae; Suessiales; Symbiodiniaceae. The record is from the annotation of a GenBank genome assembly.
AUGAUCUAUGAAAAGCCAGCGGUGAUCAUCGACAACGGUUCCGGGCACGUCAAGGCUGGCGUUGCAGGUGAAGAGGCACCACGAUGCAUCUUCCCUGCGGUUGUGGGGAAACCCAAACAUGGAGCAAUGAUGCCAGGAACCGACAAGAAAGACUACUAUUUGGGAGAGGAAGCGGUAUCAAGGCGUGGUGUGCUGACAUUGUCAUACCCGAUUGAGCACGGCGUGGUGAAGGACUGGUCAGAGAUGGAGAAGGUGUGGCACCAUACCUUCUUUGAUGCUUUGCGGGUCAACCCAGAGGACCAAGCGUGCAUUGUCACAGAGGCGCCAAUGAACCCGAAGAAGAAUCGAGAAAGAAUGGUGGAGAUGCUCUUUGAAAAGUUCAGCUGCCCGGCAGCUUUCAUUGUGAUUCAGGCAGUAAUGUCUUUGUACUCAUGCGGACGUACAACUGGGACAGUGGUGGAUUCUGGCGAUGGAGUUACGCACACAGUGCCAGUUUACGAAGGCUUUGCUCUUCCCCAUGCUAUUCAGAGGUUGGACUUGGCAGGCAGAGACUUGUCAGAAUACAUGGCAAAGGUGCUGCUUGAAACUGGUUGCAAUAUGACAUCCUCAUCGGAGAGGGAUAUUGUAAGGGAGAUGAAGGAGGGGAUGUGCUAUGUUUGCACUGGCGACUUGAAGAAAGAGUUGCAGUCUGCGCAGGAGAGGCCAACGGACUACGAGAAGAUCUUCGAGCUGCCUGAUGGGCAAAAGGUCAGCUUGACGGCUGAGAGGUUUAGGGUGCCGGAGGUCAUGUUUGAUCCAAUGAUAGCUGGCAGAGAGCUUCCUGGGCUUCACCAGUCAGUUUAUCAGUCUAUCCAGGCGUGCGAUAUAGAUCUGAGAAGAGAGCUUUUUGGGAAUAUUGUUCUCAGCGGAGGGAAUACAAUGUUUCCGGGUAUUGCUGAUCGACUGGAACUGGAGUUGAAGGCUCUUGCGCCUCAGAAGAUUCAUGUCAAAGUGGUGGCGAACCCUCACAGAAGGUACAUUGUUUGGAUGGGCGCUUCUAUUCUUUCAAAGUUGUCGACCUUCAGCGCAAUGCUGAUCGGGAAAGCUGAGUACGACGAGCUCGGACCGGCAAUUGUUCAUAGCAAGUGCUUCUAG